Messenger RNA from Metarhizium brunneum ARSEF 3297, 1512 nucleotides. NCBI's taxonomy places the organism in Eukaryota, Fungi, Ascomycota, Sordariomycetes, Hypocreales, Clavicipitaceae. The record is from RefSeq and is a predicted model, not a curated record.
AUGGAUAGUCGGCAGACAGCGGGACAGGAAAACCAUCGAGCUCCCAACCAUGUUCCCGCCGGCCUGCCAAAGAGUGACGAGGACGACACUUAUCUGCCUCAUGUGCUCUCUGAGUCGUCUCCGCUUUUGAUCAAGGUUGAUGAUGUUGUUCAAUACCAAGCAGUGGUCUGGGAGACUACCGAGGAGCUUCGAGCGGAAGCAGUCGUCGAGGCCACACCGUCUGGGGGCGUGUGCGUCACAUGGAAGACGGAGGCCAAGUACAUUGCCUCGUCGUCUGUGUCUCUGCUCGUCACAUUCGUUCUGCAAUAUUCAAUAAAUGUCGCCAGUGUAUUUUCUGCGGGCAGAAUCGGCAAGGUGGAGCUGGGGGCCGUUGCUUUGGCAAACAUGACGACGGGUGUCACCUGCUUGGCGCCAUUCAUGGGGCUGGCGACGAGUUUGGAUACCCUGUGCGCUCAAGCAUAUGGAGAUGGACGCAAUCAUCUUGUUGGCAUCCAGUGUCAGCGCAUGGUUAUGUUUCUUUCGUGCCUGUCGCUGCCAGUGGCGGCGCUGUGGGCUUGUUCCGAAGGAAUCCUCCUGCGAGUUAUUGACGAUGGCGAAUCGGCUCGCCUCGCUAGUUUAUAUCUAAAGGUAAUGAUAUCUGCCUUGCCGGGUAUUGUUCUUUUUGAAGCUGCCAAGAGACUGCUUCAAGCGCAGGGCCUAUUUAGGCAAACUACCUACGUUAUCCUUGUAUUGGCUCCUAUUAAUAUCUUUUUAAACUGGCUGCUUGUUUGGAAGCUUGAACUGGGCUUUGUGGGUGCGCCAAUAGCCGUGGCACUCUCUAGGAAUCUUUUGGCUCUUCUCCUUAUCCUUUAUAUUAAACUGGUCAACGGAUAUCAAUGCUGGGGAGGGCUCAGUCUGAAGGCCUUCUCCAACUGGCGGCCCAUGGUCUUCUUGGCAUUGCCUGGCAUGGUCAUGGUGGCGGCAGAAUGGCUCAUCUUUGACAUAAUAACCUUCCUCUCUAGUCGAUUCGGAACCGAUUAUCUAGCGGCGCAGAGCAUUCUGGUUUCUGUCACGACUCUUAUCUACCAUGUGCCCUUUGCAAUUUCGGUUGCGGCCUCUACCAGAGUCGCCAAUUUAAUAGGAGCCGGUCUUGUCGAUGCUGCAAAGGCUGCGGCCAAGGUGAUUCCGCUGCUGUUGACCCGGGACGCAAGCGUCAUUAUGCUUACUGCUCAAGCCAUGCCUCUUGUCGCUCUUGAACAAUUCUUCGAUAGCCUCUGUACCGGCGCUCAUGGGUUGCUACGCGGCAUAGGCAAGCAAUCAAUUGGCGGGCCUGUCAACCUAAUUGGACAUUACCUAGUCUCGCUCCCGUUGUGCCUGAUUUUGGGAUUUCAGUACUCCUGGAAGUUGGCAGGUCUUUGGGGCGGCAUAGCAGCUGGGCUCAUGGUCGUAUCUUUGGUUGAGUACGGUUACCUGCUGACGAUUGACUGGCAAGUGGCGUGUGAGGAAGCAGAGGCUAGGAAUACAGCUGGUUAG